Messenger RNA from Pelmatolapia mariae (spotted tilapia), 915 nucleotides. RefSeq names its product mitochondrial ribosomal protein S18B (gene mrps18b). The coding region runs from base 67 to 807 and encodes 246 amino acids. The record is from RefSeq and is a predicted model, not a curated record. Lineage: Eukaryota; Metazoa; Chordata; Actinopteri; Cichliformes; Cichlidae. The transcript has 7 exons. Gene Ontology annotation, biological process: mitochondrial translation. Gene Ontology annotation, molecular function: structural constituent of ribosome. Gene Ontology annotation, cellular component: ribosome; mitochondrion.
AGAUUAUAUACUUGAGAAGCAACUUAACCUUUCACCUUUUACCUCUAACCCGGGUAGGAUCUGAAAAUGGCUACCUCCAUGAAGUACAUCGCGACGUUGUUAUGUCGUGUGUCGCCUUUAAUUUCGUAUUCAGUUCGUCAGUAUCAGUCCCGUCUACAGAGGCUACCUGCAAGGACAUGUCUUUCUUUGUCUCCAUUUAUACAUCCCAGACACUCGUACUGCAAAGCAGCAUCGCUUCAGGACGAGGCUGUUGCUCAGGCUACUGAGGCUUUAGCCCGCUACAAGGACAGGCCUUGGGAUUACCUGGAGAGUGAAGAGUAUAUUGAAAGGUAUGGAAGCAAUCCAGUGUGGGCUGACUACAGGAGGAACCACAAAGGAGGCAUCCCCCCUCAGAAGACUCGCAAGACUUGCAUUAGAGGUGACAAGAUAUGUGGAAACCCCUGCCCAAUUUGUCGUGAUCCAAACAUCAUCAUUCACCAUCAGAAUGUCAAGUUGUUGCAGCAAUUCAUUAGUCCCCACACUGGAAUGGUGUUGGAUUCCACUCGAACUGGUGUGUGUAUGAAACAGCAGAAGAAGCUAAAUGAGGCAGUUAACACAGCACAAGAUCACGGCUUACUUCCUUUUCAGAUUCCAUAUGUGGAAUUUUCAGGGGAGGACUAUUCCAAUUCCCAUGAUGCUGUGGGCUCCACACCACCACCCUCAUCCUUAACUUUAGGUGACAACUGGUAUAAAUGGUAUGGGGAAAUACUUCCUGAUGAGAAUGAAGUGGCUAAAGUCAAAAAGACAUAUAGGGCUUACUUAAAGUGAUCGAGGCACUGAUCAUGCUGUCACAAAGAGAACCUAUUGCAAAAAUUAGUUUGUUUUUAGCCCUUGUGAUGUUUGUUCUACAGGUGUGCACAAAGUUGUACAAUAAAC